This is a messenger RNA of Monopterus albus (swamp eel), 1783 nucleotides long. RefSeq names its product transmembrane protein 222-like. The transcript is spliced from 6 exons. Lineage: Eukaryota; Metazoa; Chordata; Actinopteri; Synbranchiformes; Synbranchidae. The record is from RefSeq and is a predicted model, not a curated record. The coding region runs from base 101 to 652 and encodes 183 amino acids.
ACCCACCGUCGGUUGAACCACGGAGGCGACGACUGCGCGCUUCCGCUCGCACACCGCCUGUACGUCACUGCCAUUUCCUGAUCUGUCACUCCAGGCCGUGAUGGCGGAGUCGGAUGAUAUCGAUAUGAUCAUGAACUACCACGGUGAUUUCUUAAAAAGCGACAGAAAAAGCAGCCGCUACCCCUACUGUAUUGUCUGGACACCUAUUCCUAUUUUAUCGUGGGUGCUUCCAUUCAUUGGUCAUAUGGGGAUAUGCACGUCUUCUGGAGUCAUACGAGAUUUUGCAGGGUCAUACUUUGUCUCGGAGGACAACAUGGGCUUUGGUAGACCAACAAAGUAUUGGAAACUUGACGUGGACAAAGUCUGUGGUAACGGUGCUGCUACAUGGGACAAAGCAGUGCAUGAUGCAUCUGAGGAAUACAAGUGUAGGCCGCACAAUUUGUGCUUUGAUAACUGCCAUUCUCACGUGGCCAUGGCCCUUAACCUUAUGCGCUACGACAACAGCACGUCUUGGAACAUGGUGAACCUCAGUGUGCUGUCUCUCAUUCAUGGCAAACAUGUGAGCUGGGCAGCAUUCCUCAAGACCUGGCUACCCUUCGUCAUGCUGUGCGGAGUCCUCGUCACAUUCAUCCUAACAUUCAACCUACAGUAAUGGAGCAAGCAGUACGAUGGGAUGACUCAUAGACUUUGGAUAUACAUUAUACAUUGUCAUUGUCAUAUACUGUACAUUGUCUCCCAGUCUCCAGGAAGGUAACUGAGGGCAAAGCCUGCCUGUUUGUGGGUGGUUUAACAUAUAUUUUUUGUUAUAUAUGUAUUUAUGAAUUAUUUAGGUGUCUAAACUAAAAAACACCGCUUAGAAUUUUCCAUUAUUGUUUCUCACGCAGUUUCUCAUUAUUGUUGUUGUUGUGAAGAAUAAUAAUAAGAAUAAUCUGUGAAUAAUGAAGACAGAAAGUAAGCAUCAACACCUGGAUUGUGUCUGUGCUUUUGUUUAGUUUAUGAGCAGUAUUACGACAGAAGGUCACAAUAUAGUAGAACAAUGCCGUUCCAGAGAUGUAUUUUUUCAUGAAUGGCAAGAUUGACCAUUUCCAGACUGAACAAUGUACAUUAGAGUUAUGAAUCACUACAACAUGGACCACAAGUUGAGCAACUACCAAAGAUGAAAUGAUGUAGGACCCACAUAAGAAAUAUAUUAAUAUUGUCCUGUAAAAAUCCUCCCCUCCUCCCUUCAACCCACUUUCUUCUGCUGUAUAAAAACAAACGUGGUCUUUUUUUUUAGCAUCAUUUGCUUUUCUCCAAACAUAAAUUGAACGCUUUCAUACUGCGCAUCCUCACGCGAGAAUGUUAGAAAGUCCAGGAGUAAUUUCACAGUACUUUAUUAUGCAUUCAUUAUUUUUUGUUUUUGAUGCUAUGCAUUUAAAUAGGUAUUAUUUAUCAUCAGCUUCAGUUAUUCUGUUUUUGGAACUUCAUUCUGGAUCUACUGUUUACAGCACAUUUUUAUGUCUCUCCCAGCACAUCCACCGGCUGUGGACGCUCUAAUUGUUCUCUGUACCUUUAAGGAAACCAUAUAGCACUUUCAUCCAGCAGAUUCUGCGUGAUAUGAACUGCCACCAGUUCACAGGAACCUUUAUUUCCAGAAUGGAGCAGACAAGGAGCAACUGAUGGUGGAGCGAGCAGUCUUUGCUGCCUCUGCAAUAUUUGAUUAGUUGACAUUCAUUUUUCUUAUUAAUGUGCACAGACUCCUCUAUGCUGCAGUGCACACUCUUGUGUGUUAACAGUGUUUUUA